GGAAAAGUAGGAGGAGACGAAGACGAUAACGGACGGACUGUCACCCAAUCCAACGAAUGAAAAAAAAUACCAGUAAAGAAAACCCAUUUCCUCUCGCGGUGACCAGUCUCAUUCAUUCCCGCGGAACACGACGAUGGUGUGAGUGCUACAGACCCAGAAGAAGAAGGUAAAUAAACAAUUUCAGCAGCUGCCCGGAGAAAUUAGUAGAUUGUCGAAACAAAAAAUAGAAAGGGGGAAGCCUUAGAAAAAAUGGUGUCUAUUGGAGAUUCCUUGCGAUAUACGGUGAUUCAAUUUGGCGUGUGUCUGUUGGGCAGUUAGAUAUGCCAACAGAGUCGGGUGAUAGGAAGUCGGAAGGUUCAAGAUCUCUUCUUCUUUCGAGAAGGACAAGGACUGGAAAUAGAGAAGCGAUCACAUAGUGAGAAGAAAUGGGGAAGCAGAGAUCACUGAGGAGCAAAGCAGUUCAUUUCGUGUCUGAUCUGACCACUGGCCUUCUCAACCCUAUCUCUGAUAAGCCUUCUUCGAACAACCAUCCUCCCCCUUCAUCUCAACCUGAAAAUCAGGGCGACCAGAAAACAAGUUCUCUAGAAUGGAUCACUGAAGAAGAGAAUGAAGAUCUACUUAAUGGGCCAGAUACAUCGUCGUUCAAGGCAUUUCUCUAUUCUUUGUUGUCUGCUUCAGAGCCUGGAAGCAAAGCUGAAUCAGAUGCUGCAAAUGAACAUCAAGGAGGAUUGGGUGGGGAUCAACCAUCAGACAGUGAAACGAAAGGGAACACAGGGAAGAAAGGUUUGCUAUCUAAGGGGAAACAAUCUCUUAGAAACGUGUACCAAUUCACUAGAAUCAGUGGGUAUUGGGGUCAAGAGCGUAAGGGUGAAUCUAAGUCCAAGUUUGUUAAUGAGGGUCCUGAUAGCUUUGAUGGACUUGAGAUGAAGGACAUGCUGCCAAGUGGGAACCCGCCUGCUGCUUUAGAGCACCUUCCUGACAUUUCUGAACCUUCAUUACUUCUCUCAGAAAAGACAAGGAUGGUGCUCUAUGCUUCACUUCCUGCUCUUGUUAAAGGGAGGAAAUGGUUGUUGCUGUACAGUACCUGGAGGCAUGGGAUUUCGCUCUCAACUUUAUAUAGAAGAAGCAUGCUCUGGCCUGGUCCCAGUCUGCUGGUUGUUGGAGACAGAAAAGGUGCUGUUUUUGGUGGUUUGGUUGAAGCACCACUCAGACCAACAAACAAAAAGUAUCAGGGCACAAAUAGGACCUUUGUCUUCACAAAUACAUCUGGAAAUCCCGUUAUAUUCCACCCUACUGGUGCAAAUCGAUAUUACACUUUGUGCUCGACUGACUUUCUAGCAGUUGGUGGUGGUGGCCACUUUGCGCUGUACUUGGACAAUGAACUGUUGAACGGAUCGAGUUCAGUGUCAGAAACAUACGGAAACCCUUGCCUCGCAUUCUCACAGGACUUUGAAGUGAAAGAGGUGGAGUUGUGGGGGUUUGUGUACGGUACGAAGUACGAUGAACUACUUGCUGCCAGUAAAACGGAGGCUCCUGGGAUUUGCCGAUGGUGACUGUGUAGGAAAAGCUGCCUGCCAUUUCCACAGAAAUGGAGAUAUCCUUCUCUCAUUUUUGUUGCAAGUAGGCACGAGUAAGAAAGAUGGCUCUCAGCCAAUCUAAUACAGCAUGUACAUAGGAUGACGUCUCACUCACCGUAUGUGUAUAUAAUCUUGACGCAUGACUUAUGGAUCUUCGUCCCUGAUGCUGUCUGCCACCAGUCUCAAUAAGGAUUCAUUUGUCUCAAAGGAAGUUUGCUCUGGAGUUGUUGGAUGAAGUAGGGCAUUUAGGUUCGAAAUCAGUUACCACCAUUAUUCGAGUACACAUGAUGGCAGUGAUCUAUCUGGUUGAUGCCACUGCCUAUUGUAGUUUUGUUGGUAGCUGAUCUAUGUAGCACAAGACCCGAUACUAGCUUUUGCAACCCAAUAGUUUAGUCGGUUUAUGAGUGCACCUUCUGUUAUCUGCAAAAGAA
Molecule: messenger RNA, 2008 nt
Organism: Linum tenue
Lineage: Eukaryota; Viridiplantae; Streptophyta; Magnoliopsida; Malpighiales; Linaceae
Source: the annotation of a GenBank genome assembly